AUUCGCAUUCACUACGAAUAGGUAUAGGAUGUCCAUUCUAUAUUCUACAAGCGCAUCAUCAAUCUUGACUCUCCUCGCCCAUCUAGGGACCAGAUUCUUCAUCUUUUCAGCAAUGAUACCCCGAUAGCCCUAUUGAUAUCGAAUAUCAAGACAACGUCUACGUAGCACGCAUUGUCCUCCGUGACCCGAACUUCGACGACAGCAUUCUUCUACUUUCACCCACAUCGGUCGAGACUCGAGACUGUGGGAUCCAGGCCAUUGCUCUGAUUUUGAGAGUGCGGUGGGAGGCCGGAGGUUGAGUAGUGGACAAGCGCAGUGGAUGUCAGGAUCUUGGGCGUGGGGAGAGACAGGAGACGAUUGACACUAUGGCCUCGCGACAUUCUGUGGACAGCCUUUCACCCAUCUCCCCAUCUUUUUCGCGGAAUGAAUACCCAUUUCCAAGGCCCGGAUCAAGUGGGAGAUAUCAACCUAGGAGAGGCUCGACGGCCAGUUCAAUACAUUCGAUCGGCGGCACAUUAGAUACAGCGACCCAUUGGCACGGCUUGAACGAAUCAAGCCAAAAUGCUAUAUCUACGCUCCUCCAACCUCCAAUUGUCCGGACGGGUCUCAUUCCCCAUACCUCGGCCCCAGCUUCGAGCGCACAUAAACCUCCCACGGCACGCGAUAUCCCGCCAGUCACACUCACAAAUAUUACAAGCGUGGACCCCUCAGAAUUCAAACCUUAUCUAACUCAGGUGGGAAGUCUAUAUGAUGCCUUACAGCGUGCUCGGGAGAAAGAAGAUGAAGCCGGCGUUCAAAAUCUGCGAAAAGGCAGCAGAGCCGAUGAUUUUUCGGAUAUCCUAGAGCCAGAUCGCAGGUUUUCCAUUCGCCCAAAUCUUUCCAGACAAGCUUCUCUAGCUUCCUUAGUAUCAUCUAUUGAAAGUCCAACAAUUCGAAGGAGAUCAAGUGGAGGGCCUGGACGACGCGCAGCUCAGGCGCCGACACCUUUAUCCACGAUACCCGCUGUCUACUUUGAAGAAGACUUUCAUCUCGAAAACCCGCGGACCUUUGACGUGGUCAGCGAACGCUCGGAAGUGGUCAAACCGACGCCUGGAUCCCCUGAUGAGCGUCGAGCCUCAAAUGGCAACGCAAUUGGGCCGAGAAAAGCACUGGCAACGAAUGCGAUUUUGCAAGAGAAGUUGUCCUGGUACAUGGACACUAUUGAAGUACACCUGAUAUCUUCGAUAUCUACGGCGUCGACGUCCUUUUUCGCUGCUUUGGGGUCUUUGCGAGAGCUUCAUGCGGAGGCGGCCGAUUCAGUGAAGCGCAUAAGAACAUUACGAAAGGAGUUAGAGACACUAGAUGAAGAAAUGGCAAUUGGCGGUCUGAAUAUUGUUAGAAAGAAACGUCGGCGAGAGAAUCUGAAACAAUUAAGCGAUGCUGUCCAGCAGUUGAAAAAGAUAGUCCAAGUGGUGGGAAACUGCGAAGCUUUAGUCGAGGAGGGUCUUGUCGAGCAAGCCUUGGACAAUAUUGACGCCUUAGAAAAGCUCAUAGCCGGCGAGGAAGAAAGCGAGGUUGCCUCUAAGACAGCAAGACUUCGGGAUCUCAGAGGGGCGACAGCCUUGAAAGGGGUCAACAACGACCUUGAUACAUUACGCUUACGAAUCGGCAAGGUCUACGAGAAUCGAUUCCUGAGUGCAUUGAUUGGUGACCUGCGGCAUCAUGUCGAAAGCGUCUCUACUUCAGAGACAUUGCAACGAUGGAGUAGCGCAUCACAACGCUCACGACACCAUAAUCGAGAACCGUCCGCGUUCCCUGCUUAUCUCGCCAUGAGUGACACUUUCAGAUCGGAAAUUUUGGCCAAUCUUGGUGGUCUUCACCGUGCUCGUCACACCUCACCAGCAACGACAGCCUAUCGCGAGUCAGUAUUACGAGAAGUGCGAAAUAUCAUUCGGCGCCCGCUACCAGCGUCAAAUGAUGAUGAUGCAGAUUCGAUUAUGUCUGCUUCGACCAUUGGUGGAAGCAAACAGAAGACUCAGCAAGAGAAGUCGACGAUCUUAGCGCGCAACCUGAGAGCUCUCGAACCAGAAGAAGCUGAGGAUCUUCUGAAGAUGACAUACAUAGGUGUUGGCGAAACGUUGCGAAGGCUUGGGACUCAAGUGAAGGUAUUACUAGAUGUUACUAGUACUCUGGGUGAUCCUUCAGUUUCGGGUUUAAAAUCACCUCCUCGAAGUCCCAACAUUGCGGCACUCGACGGUCGGCUACUUCAGAAGUCGUCGAAGACCAGUUCUAGCAGGGAAUUCCAGGAAGAGAUGCAUCAAACACUUGACAUGUCAAAUCUUCUCGGCCAGGCUGUCGACAUAGCACAAGAUAAAAUAGUGAAAGUCCUUCGGGUGAGAUCUGAACAAAGCACUCGUCUUUCAGUGGAAAAUUUCCUUCGCUACUUCACAUUGAAUCUCCUCUUCGCCAAUGAAUGCGAAGCAGUGUCUGGAAGAAGUGGGACUGCGUUGAAGAAUGUUGUCAAUGGCCAUAUCAAAGAAUAUGUGCAACAGCUCAGCGAAAAGCAACGACAGGCUCUUGCAACUGGCAUGGAAGCUGAUCCGUGGAACACAAGAGACUUUGCGGAUGGCGAUAAGGAGGAACUCGCACGGAUUCUUUCUGCAAGUACUGAAGAUGCAGAAGCAUGGACGUCGGGGCACAAAAUCUGGAAUCCUUCAUCUGUGUCGACCGCGCCAAUGAACGCCAGCAACCUAUCUCUGAAUAUCCCUCAAACCAACGGGACAUCAGGAACCUCCACUCCAUCGUCAAAGACCACCGUCCGCCCCGCGACCAUUGAGGGUGAAUCGUUCCUACUCCCUGUAUCCGCAAUACUCUGCCUUCAUGGCCUCUCUUGCUUCUUACAUCUGAAUACUGGGAUACCAUCCAUGACUUCUGAGAUUGCGACUUCUGUUCUCUCGUAUCUUACACUUUUUAAUUCUCGCUGUACACAACUCAUCCUCGGGGCAGGUGCUACUCGCUCUGCCGGUUUGAAGAACAUCACCACCAAACAUUUGGCCUUAGCAGCUCAGGCACUAUCUUUUAUUAGCAGCUUGAUACCUCACAUCCGCGAGUUUGUGCGCCGACACUCAGGAACUGGGUCAGCUGUAUCGUCGCUCAUGGGUGAAUUUGAUAAAGUGAGACGGGCUUACCUCGAGCAUCAGCAAUCUAUAUAUGACAAAUUAGUCGAUAUUAUGGCUGGCCGUGCUACAGCUCAUGUCAAGGCCAUGAAACUAAUUUACUGGGAGAAGGGUGGAACAUCCGUCAAUGCUUACAUGGAGACUUUGACAAAAGAAACCACAACUUUACACCGCGUCUUGAGUAAACACCUUCCGGAGAUGACUGUCAGAAUGAUCAUGGACCCUGUAUUCAAGAGCUACAAGGAGCAAUGGGGCAAGGCUUUUGGGGAUGUGGUGUUGGGGAGCGAGGAUGCUCAAAAGCGAAUGCUUCGAGAUGCCGAGCACUUCCGGAAUCGGAUUGGUAAUCUAGAAGGUGCAGGCGAUGCUGGAGAGUACCUUGUCAAUCUUGUGAAGGGAAAGAGCAUUCCGAGAGCAACAGCUACAAUAUCGACUCCUUCAGAAACCACAAAGCAAAGCGCCAUGGACGGAAAGACCAUUACUGAGACUAACAAGCAAGCCAGCAAUGGUGAGACUUCCGAACAGGUCGAAAGCAAGUAGCAAAUCUGUGGAGAUGAAUUUAGAACUGCCUCUCUCGCGAGUUUCCGCUCGGGUUUAUCAAUCAUCUCAAGAGGAAAAAUGUAUAUUUCAUGAUUGAAGCACGUGCAAGUGCCUCAUGGGUCGAGGAGUUCACCGAGACUCCCUAACCACCUACCAU
Molecule: messenger RNA, 3849 nt
Organism: Mollisia scopiformis
Lineage: Eukaryota; Fungi; Ascomycota; Leotiomycetes; Helotiales; Mollisiaceae
Product: Vps54-domain-containing protein
Exons: 4
Coding region: 366-3692 (1108 amino acids)
Biological process (GO): retrograde transport, endosome to Golgi; Golgi to vacuole transport
Cellular component (GO): GARP complex
Molecular function (GO): syntaxin binding
Source: RefSeq, a predicted model, not a curated record